Messenger RNA from Pocillopora meandrina, 5279 nucleotides. The record is from the annotation of a GenBank genome assembly. Lineage: Eukaryota; Metazoa; Cnidaria; Anthozoa; Scleractinia; Pocilloporidae.
AUGGAAAAAGCCAAAAAGUUCAUAUGUGGCUGUCUAAAUGCCGACAGGGCAGGCAUCAUCUACUUCGGAGUUGGCGAUAGCCAGGAGCAGAACUCAAAGUACAAGCACGGAGAAAUAUUGGGGCUUAUGGUUGAUGAUUACAAAGAUGACAUCAAUAAAGCCUUUCAGUCUCUUCUUGAUGAUCACAUCGGAAGUGAUGCCGGAAGUUUACAAAAAGGAGGAGAACAGAACUGUGUUAACUUGCAGUUUGUCCCCGUAACAAGCCAAGGUAAUCACGUCAAUCUAUACGUUGUAGAGAUAGAGAUAAAAAGAGAUUGGGGAUUCUGCGAAGACAAAGUUUAUUACUCCAAACGCUGGUCCGAGAAGCGUGGAGCUAAAGAUGGUGCUAGAAAAAAGGCCUUAAAUGAGCUAUUUUCAGUAAAGGAUGAUUAUGAGGACGCAGCGGUUCGUACCAAUGGGUCAACUAUUUGCGUAAAGAAACAUGAAGUGGACAGACAAGUGAAGAAACCUCUUGAAGUGAAGUACAAAGAGCGGAGAAAGCGGAUGGAAAUGUAUGGUUAGUAAGCAGGAUGGCAAGUUUUACAAAAGCCACCUUUAAAUUAAUUACUCCGUAAUUGUACUGCAGUUACCCCUGGGUUCAUUUGAUAGUUGUCAUGCUCUUUGGAAUGAGGUAAUAAAAGAGGGGUAAAAAUCAAUAUAAAUUUAGAAUAAUACGUUCUUGCAUUUAUGAAAGUUUUCAAUUCCUUUUCAGGUGAUGGAGAAUUGUCGGAAGGUAGGUUCAUCAUUUUGAAUAUUUCUUGGUUCUUACUCUGCCUGCUUCUUAGAUCCUCUAUCGAUCAUCUAUUCCUGAGAGAUGAUAAUUAGAUAAUUAUCGCCACACGGAAUAGUCGAUGACGCCCAAACGUGCAACACUUUGUACAUUUAGAUUUCCCCCGAGAAUUACUCUUUAUCAUUCAACUAUAGAUAUCAGCCUAGAUGAUGCCGAUGCCAAAAGACUCAGUACGAUCAUAAAUAAAAGAUUGCGAGGACUAGAUCACAAAGAAUAUGGCUUCAUUCUGGUUGCCAAUAAAUUACCCGCCAAGUACAGAAAUACAGCAACUCUGUCUUUCCUGCAAAACAUUCCUUGGUUAGCAGUUUUUGAUUUAUUUGAUCCAAACUCAAAGAAAGAUGGUCUGCACUACGCCUGCAACGAAACAAGUGCUGCCCCAAGAGCAAAGAUUCGAACUCUUGAUGAUUUCAAGGACCUUACAUUUGAUAAGGAUCUCUCAGUUCGACAGACGACCUGGAUUUUGAGCAAUGACGAAAUGCGAGAAGGAGAUUGGAUAAAAUGUUCCAAGGACUAUCUUUAUCGCGCCAUGUCUGCCUAUAAGCAAUGCUAUCCUCCUGGGUAUCUAGUGUGCGUGUUCCUCUGUCUCAGUGAAAGCUCUGUUCCUGAAAUGGCUGAUAUAAUGGAAAGCAGUUUCAGUAUUCUUGGACAGUUCGCAACUAGCUGUGUUACCAUCCUCAGCGAGACCAAACCAGUGGGAGAGGCAUUUAUCAAAGCCUCAAAGUUUCUCCUACAAAGAGAGCUCAGGGAAUGCUCCAUUAGUGACAUAUCCUGGAAUCUUUUAAGGGAGCUUGUUCGUGAAAUGGUGGGACCAUCCAAUUUCACAGAACGAGGACCAGUGACGGAGCUGCCAUUCUUUACUGGAAAGCUAAAGGGGGUUUCUAGCAAAAUUGUCAACUCCUGGAAUGAUCUAGAGGUGUAUAGUCCAAGUCCCACUUUGCCUAGGUCGGCAGUUGACAUUGAGAAAGAACGGAAUGCUUUUUACAGAGGUGCUCAGGCUACUCAAAUGAAUCUAUUACACAACCACGGUAUUCAAAGAACCCUAGAGAGGGAGAUAAUCGUCAAGGUAGAACGGGCGUUGAAGUGUUUAAUGAAAGAGAGCAACGAUGACAGCUGUACAGUUAAAACCGUCACUGUCCCUUAUAAACCUGGUUUUGGUGCGACUACCCUGUGUCGCAUGAUCCUUUGGAAGAAGCGGAACGAAUACCGUUGUGCUGUGGUAAAAGCCAUUACUUCAUCUACAGAUUAUCAAAUAGAGCAACUUCAAACCAUCCUAUACGGUGAAAACAAUUUAAGCCACGCACUUCCAGUCCUGGUACUCAUUGACAACUUCCUAGAAAAUGAUAUUCGUCAAGUGACAGAACGCGUGAUUAAAAGAGGAACAAAAUGUGUCGUUCUCACCACUUAUCCCAUUGCAAAGCUAGUAAAAGAUGCGAGUUUUGAAAUAUCACCACUCGGGAAGCUAGACGAGAUUGAGACAAGGCUGGUGAAGGAUAUCUUGCUCAACAUAAAAACUGAUGCUGGAAAGAGAAAGGAGGCGGAACAGGUCCUAGAGAGGGAAAAGCAAUUUAUCUUGUUCGGGCUGAAGCUUUUUGGAAGGGAUUAUCGUAAGAUCGAGGAACGCCCACAGAUUUACAUUGAAAGUAUCCUUCAUUCCUUUCUUGAGGAUGCUAAGGAGAUACACAAAUCAUUGUUGGAAGCCUGCUGUUUUUUAAGCAAGUACAGUGCUGGGUGUAUCAUCCUGCCCCAUGCAGUACUUCUAGAGUUCAUUCAGUACACAAGUUCCUGGCAGAAGAAGAAACAUUGCUAUGGUUUUCAAGAAGUCCAUGACAUAUUUGGAGGACUUCUUCUUGAAGAACAAGACGAAAACAGUGGUUUAUACGGCUGGCGACCAGCUCACUACCUUGUUAGUGAAGUUAUCACUUCAAAUAUAAGCAAAGAGAACACAGCAGUCUACCUCCUGGAGCAGGUCUGCGCCUGUCAGUCGUAUGUGGUAAAGAUCUUGCGUCGACAACUCUUUAGGAUUAUUUUGGAUCGAAAGAGAAUAUCAGACCCAAAGUUUCUUGAAGAUCAAGGGAUGGACGACAGUACUGAUUUAGAAAAUGAUGUUUUUGGUUCCUACGAAGUACUUACCAGAUAUUCGCCCUUAAUCGUCGACAUUGUGGACGAAGGAAAUAUUUUAGGGGCUCUAAGGGUACUGAUCGCUACCUGUGAUAAAGCAAUGCAGCCAGAAGACAAAGCAUAUGCAUGGCAACAGUUGGCAAGGUUCAUGGGUUACGAAAUGUUUGAUAAGGAAGUGAGUAAACUCGAUGACCUCUGUGACCGCCUUAACAGUGCCAUGACAUCUACCAGAGGACAUGAGGAGCUCCUCAUACUAAAAACCGGUAUUGAGGCCGCACACAUUGCAAUUGAUAUUGCAAUAAGUCUUCAUCCCAACUACAGUCAUCACUAUGUAACCAAAGGUGAUCUUUACCGUUUGCAGCUAAGGAAGCAAGACGUGCGUGAUAACUGGCCCAGUUCCUUAUCAAAAUUGAUCGAAAUUUGUGGGAAAGCUUUCGUGGUUUACGACAAAGCAAUUAAUACCACACAUGGCUUUAAUCAUUAUCCCAUGAUUGGAAAAAUCCAGGCUAUACUUCAUUUACUUUACCUCUUAAAGAACUCGUCGUGCUUCAGUCCAGUGGAUGAGGAAACAGACGAGGUCCCCUGGGAAAUGGCAAGUGCGCUUCCUCAACUGUCCCAAGAGGAGCAAGACUACGUAAAGGGCCUCACUUCCACUACCAUUAACGUAUUUAACGAGCUUUUUGCAAAUGUGAAGCUUGGGCAAGCCACGACCUAUGAUGAAUAUGGGGUACGAAGUCUAACAAACGCGAAAAUCAGGGCUUCAAAACUCCGCGGAGCCUUCUACAAAAUAAUUGGUAAUGAAAAGCAGCAGCUUAAUGGUGGUCAAAGUCCGACCCAGCUUUUAGCCGCACCACAGAAACAACAAGCUCAUUAUCAGCAGCAGUUUGUCAAAGACAUUCUUUUUAUGCGAGACGAGACACCUUACAGUACCUGGUCAAAUCUAACAGGCGAAGAAGUGCGAUCAAUAUACAACUACCUCAAGCCUGUCUGCCUUGGUAGGAAUGGAAGCCACAACGACAUGCUUAUUCUCUCAAAAGCCUGUCUGAAACUUAAUGAGAGGCCACCGGUUACGGAGUUAGAGAAAAUCGUAAACAUAUGGGUGUCAAAGUAUCCAAAAUCGGAAUGGGCUCAUCUUUUCAAUUACAUGGUGCACUUCCCCGUACCUGACAAAAGCCUGGCUCCCCACAAUCCAAGCACUAAAGAAUCCAUAAAGAGUUGCGUUCGAAUCGUCACCGAGAAAACAGGAACCGGUUUUCGAAAGUCUGGUGCUGAGUAUUUCCUGGGUAAAGGUCGUGGACUGGAUGCUCUUGUGAGCAGUCAAGAGUUUCGAUUGCCUGCAACCAAAUGGAAAACUAAAACUGAAUUCUGGAGAAGCAAGGAAACCUCUACGAAAUUAGAACGCUUGCGGGGUCAAAAGGAGGCAUCACUGAAGGGUGUCAUCACGUAUCAGGGCAUUCAGAUUCAUUUUGACAACACCUUAUACCCUCACCAAAGCAAAGAUGAUUUAUGGUUCUACGUUGGCUUCUCUGUUGCUGGCCCGUACGCCUACGACCCAGUUGAUAACGAUAACUAUGCCUUCAUUUGUCAAGAAAGCAAUUUAAAGGAGAGCACUUCAGUCGCUAAAGAUUAUCCAUUACCAGGAGCUUCGAUUUCUAAUAACAAGGCUGGCACCACCCAUUCUCAUCUCGGUCGAGGUAAGCCAAAAUCAUCAGGCAACCUGAUCAGGCAAACUCCCUUCCAGACAGCAAUACCUCACCUUACAAGCUUUACUCAGACAAGCCAUUCAUCUUCGAAUACUUCUAUCAGGACAUUAUCAAAGCCAAGUCCUGGAAAGACAUACUGCGAUGUACUCAGUAGCACAGAUUUUCCAUUAAAAGCUGAGACAACGAAUGAAGUCGCAAGAGAUCAAUAUUGUGAAGUCGCCGCGGGCCGAGAUGUUCCAUCAAAACCUAUCUUCAGGAGCGUAAUCGGGACUCAACCGGGUAGUGAACGGAAAAGACAAUUUCAUCCUCAAAGAGUGGACACACAUGGCAAACUCCACCAUGGAGCUUUUGUUAUUGGGGCAAGGAAAUCAAAUGCAUGUUCUAAGCACGAUUCUAGACGUACACUAACAGAAGAUGAAGUAAGUCGUUGCUCAUUUGCCCAUGAAUGGCUUGGUGAUACACUACAGUCCGUGUGCACCAAGUGCACGGAUGAAAACAUGGACCGCUGUAAGAAUAAGGAAGAGCACAAGCCCUUUAUUUGGGUACUGGGUCCGUACCUGAAUUCUGCUGGUACCAAAUGGAAAGCCUCAAAAGACUCACAGCGAAGAAGCUGGCAAAAGGAAAAUUAA